AUGGAUCCGGCAAACGAAUAUUGCGGGCUUGAAGACUAUGGCCUGGUGGGGGACAUGCACACCUGUGCGCUGGUCAGCAAGAAUGGCAGCGUCGACUCCAUGUGCUGGCCCGUGUUCGAUUCCCCUUCCAUCUUCUGCCGCAUUCUCGACAAGGAGAAAGGAGGCCAUUUUUCGAUAACCCCAGAUCGCAGAUUGAAGAAUCCUCUCAGUAAGCAGCGCUAUCGUCCGUAUACCAAUAUGCUGGAGACACGCUGGAUCCAUGAGGAGGGUGUGAUGAACAUCUUGGAUUACUUUCCGAUCGCAAAACCCAAGCCCCAUGUGGCAUGUCGUUCCGGGAUGGUACGGAAAGCAGAGUGCGUGCGUGGUGAAAUGGAGAUAGAAAUUGAGCUCUUCCCGGCAUUCAACUACGCUCGCGAUUCACAUGUAGCCCAACAGUCUUCGGCUUCGGAUGACGCUAUCCAAGUUUACCACUUUCAGGCUGAGAGUCAGAAUCUGGUUGUCAGCGUUCUGGGAGACAGGGGUGAUAUUUCCGGGGAUGACUCCGAUCUUAGCAUUGAAUUUGAACUGUCCGAUCGACCCGGCCAUUUAGGCCCCGGUCUGGUUGGGAAGGUUACCUUGAAAGAAGGACAGUCUAUUACUAUGCUUCUUCACGACCAGGAAUCCAUAACAUGCAAUGUGGAGGAUCUAGCGCCCUAUCUACAGCAGAUUGAGCGAACAACAGGCGAUUUCUGGUCAGACUGGACCAGCAAGUGCACCUUUCGAGGCCACUACCGUGAGCAAGUAGAACGCAGCCUACUUGUUCUUAAGCUGCUAACCUACAAGCCAACUGGAGCGAUCGUGGCAGCCCCCACGUUCUCCCUGCCCGAGCAUAUCGGCGGAAGUCGCAACUGGGACUAUCGCUAUUCAUGGGUGCGAGAUGCAGCAUUCACCGUGUAUGUGUUCUUGAAGAACGGCUAUCCCGAAGAAGCCGAAUCGUACAUCAACUUCAUCUUCGAACGCAUCUUCCCACCCAUGGAUAAGAAUCCAAAGCCAGGGGAGCCCUUCCUGCCCAUCAUGAUUACCAUUCAUGGCGAGCGCGAGAUCCCCGAAAUGGAACUCGAACAUCUUGAGGGGUACCGAGGAAGCCGACCAGUUCGUAUCGGCAAUGGUGCAGCGACUCAUAUUCAGCUCGACAUUUACGGAGAACUAAUGGACAGCAUAUACCUCUACAACAAACAUGCCGCCGACAUAUCAUACGACCAAUGGCGAGCUAUUCGUCGCAUGAUCGACUUCGUCAUCCAGAUCCGUCAUCAACCCGACCAGUCCAUCUGGGAAGUGCGCGGGCCUCCGCAAAACUUUGUCUACUCUAAAAUCAUGCUUUGGGUGGCUUUGGAUCGUGGCUUACGGCUGGCGGAGAAGAGAUCCAAUCUGCCAUGUCCGGACCGGGCACGAUGGAUGCACGAACGCGAUGCACUGUACGAUGAAAUCAUGACCAAGGGAUAUAACUCCGAGAAGGGAUUUUUCUGCAUGAGCUAUGAAAAUCAGGAUGCUAUGGACGCUGCAGUGCUUAUCGCGCCGUUGGUAUUUUUCGUAGCGCCGAAUGAUCCCCGCUUGUUGAGCACCAUCCAGAAGAUCACCGAGGUUCCGGCAAAAGGAGGUCUGAGUGUGGCUAAUAUGGUGUCACGUUAUGAUACUGGGAAAGUCGACGACGGUGUUGGCGGCAACGAAGGCGCUUUCCUGAUGGUUACAUUCUGGCUCGUCGAAGCCAUGAUGCGUCAACUGCGCAAGACAGCGACAUCGCAGUUCGACAGCAUUCUCUCUUUUGCAAAUCAUCUGGGGAUGUUCUCCGAGGAGGUGGCGACGUCCGGCGAGCAGAUCGGCAACAUGCCGCAGGCAUUCAGUCACCUUGCGUGUCAAUACAUGUUUAAUGUCAUUGUAAAGAGAAAAUCCCUUGAAACCUGCGAGUACCAUAUUGCACUUGACGUGGAGAAAAGAAUCCUACAAAUAUGCUAUAAUGAAGAUAUCUCCAUUUUUAACAAGUGGCUGUCAAUAUCAGGUUUUACGUACCGCCAAUCAUUUACUAUAAGUCAGCUAGUUGUUGUUUGA
Messenger RNA from Aspergillus niger, 2085 nucleotides. RefSeq lists its product as uncharacterized. The record is from RefSeq and is a predicted model, not a curated record. Gene Ontology annotation, biological process: carbohydrate metabolic process. Gene Ontology annotation, molecular function: hydrolase activity, hydrolyzing O-glycosyl compounds. NCBI's taxonomy places the organism in Eukaryota, Fungi, Ascomycota, Eurotiomycetes, Eurotiales, Aspergillaceae. The transcript is spliced from 6 exons. The coding region runs from base 1 to 2085 and encodes 694 amino acids.